Messenger RNA from Penicilliopsis zonata CBS 506.65, 1671 nucleotides. RefSeq lists its product as hypothetical. Bases 1 to 1671 code for a protein of 556 amino acids. Gene Ontology annotation, biological process: proton motive force-driven ATP synthesis; proton transmembrane transport. The record is from RefSeq and is a predicted model, not a curated record. The transcript has 6 exons. Gene Ontology annotation, molecular function: ATP binding; ADP binding; proton-transporting ATP synthase activity, rotational mechanism. Lineage: Eukaryota; Fungi; Ascomycota; Eurotiomycetes; Eurotiales; Aspergillaceae.
AUGUUCAGAAACGCUUUGCGGUCGUCUAGCCGCACCGUCGCGGCUGCCACUGCCACUGGCCGUAUCGCUUCGGCUCGCGCGGCUGUCUCCGGCCCCAUCGCCGGUGCCUCCAAGCAGGUCCGUACAUAUGCUGCUGAGGCCAAGGCUGCGCCCACCGAGGUUUCCUCCAUCCUUGAGCAGAGAAUUCGGGGUGUUCAGGAGGAGGCCGGUCUUGCCGAGACUGGACGUGUCCUUUCCGUCGGUGACGGUAUCGCUCGUGUCCAUGGCAUGACCAAUGUCCAGGCUGAGGAGUUGGUCGAGUUCGCCUCUGGCGUCAAGGGAAUGUGCAUGAACCUCGAAGCCGGCCAGGUCGGUGUCGUGCUUUUCGGUUCUGACCGUCUCGUCAAGGAGGGUGAGACUGUCAAGCGUACCGGCGAGAUUGUCGAUGUCCCCGUCGGCCCUGAGCUCCUGGGCCGUGUCGUCGAUGCCCUCGGCAACCCCAUUGACGGCAAGGGUCCCAUCAAGGCCUCUGACAAGCGCCGUGCCCAGCUCAAGGCCCCUGGUAUCCUUCCCCGUCGUUCCGUCAACGAGCCCGUCCAGACUGGUCUCAAGUGUGUCGACUCCAUGGUGCCCAUUGGCCGUGGUCAGCGUGAGUUGAUCAUCGGUGACCGUCAGACCGGAAAGACUGCCGUCGCUCUGGAUGCCAUGCUUAACCAGAAGCGCUGGAACAGCACUGGCGACGAGAAGAAGAAGCUUUACUGCAUCUACGUCGCUGUCGGCCAGAAGCGUUCCACCGUCGCCCAGCUCGUCAAGACCCUCGAGGAGAACGACGCCAUGAAGUACUCUAUCGUUGUCGCCGCUACUGCCUCCGAGGCCGCUCCCCUGCAGUACAUUGCUCCUUUCACUGGCUGCGCCAUGGGUGAGUGGUUCCGUGACAACGGCCGCCACGCCGUCAUCAUCUACGACGAUCUUUCCAAGCAGGCCGUCGCCUACCGUCAGAUGUCUCUGCUGCUUCGUCGUCCCCCUGGUCGUGAGGCCUACCCCGGAGACGUUUUCUACCUCCACUCUCGUCUCCUGGAGCGUGCCGCCAAGAUGAACGAGAAGCACGGUGGUGGCUCCCUCACUGCCCUGCCCGUCAUUGAGACCCAGGGUGGUGACGUGUCUGCCUACAUUCCCACCAACGUCAUUUCCAUCACUGACGGCCAGAUCUUCUUGGAGUCUGAGCUCUUCUACAAGGGUAUCCGUCCCGCCAUCAACGUCGGUCUGUCCGUGUCCCGUGUCGGUUCCGCCGCCCAGGUCAAGGCCAUGAAGCAGGUCGCUGGUUCCCUGAAGCUUUUCUUGGCCCAGUACCGUGAGGUUGCUGCCUUCGCCCAGUUCGGUUCCGAUCUGGAUGCCUCCACCAAGCAGACCCUCAACCGUGGUGAGCGUCUGACUGAGCUCCUCAAGCAGAAGCAGUACUCCCCCAUGGCUGUCAACGAGAUGGUUCCCCUCAUCUUCGCUGGUGUCAACGGUUACCUUGACAGCAUCCCCGUUGCCAAGAUCCUCCAGUGGGAGUCUGACUUCCUUGCCUCCCUCAAGUCCAACAACCCCGAGAUCAUUGAGACCAUUGAGAAGGAGGGCCAGGUCAGCAAGGACCUUGAGGCUAAGCUUAAGGAGGUCAUCACUGCCUUCAACAAGUCCUUCAGCGCAUAG